Molecule: messenger RNA, 279 nt
Organism: Sclerotinia borealis F-4128
Lineage: Eukaryota; Fungi; Ascomycota; Leotiomycetes; Helotiales; Sclerotiniaceae
Source: the annotation of a GenBank genome assembly
AUGAAUGGUCAUUCGAAUGGUAUGGGAAAGGAGAAGGAUCGAUAUGUACCUGUGAGGAGAGGGAGAGGGGGUUCCGGAAAAUGGCUUGAUGUGGUGGCGUCAAUACUGGAACCUAAACUUCUUCUUGCUGUCGCUCCAGUCAGGAUGUGCCAUCGUAGCAAUAUGGUUGCUGAAAAGGAGCGGAUAUCUCAAGGAAUUGGCGGGGCUGGAGCUUCAGAAGGUGAAGACUUGGCUUCCUCUAUCGAUACUACUCCUGGUCUCAAAUUACAUAUCUUAUAA